GAUUAUCCGUUCUAUCCCUUUCGUAGUCAAUGGUCGCCGCGAGCCGUCCGCUGGAGAGUGUCGGUCCGAUUUUUCCUACGGAAAACACUGCUUCCCGUGGGUCCAUCGUCAUCGUACGCUUCGUCGCAGCAGCGCAGCAGCAGUCCCUUUGAUAAUCGCGCAUCAAUCUGCAAGCACGAUUUGUAGAAGAUGAGUUCGAGUGCGUGUUACAAAUGUAACCGUAUGGGUCACUUUGCACGGGAGUGCCCACAAGGCGGUGGUGGAGGCAGAGGAGAUCGUGGACGUGAUAGAGACGGUGGUUUUGGACGUGGCCGAGAGAAGUGCUUUAAAUGCAACCAAUUUGGACACUUUGCGCGUGAAUGCAAAGAGGAUCAAGAUCUUUGCUAUCGUUGCAAUGGUGUUGGACACAUUGCUAAAGACUGUCAACAGGGACCGGAGUUGAGUUGUUACAAUUGCAACAAGACUGGUCACAUGGCACGCAGCUGCCCGGAGGGUGGCAACGAUUCCGGCCGCUUUGCCAUGCAGAGCUGUUACAAUUGCAACAAGACGGGCCAUAUCGCUCGCAACUGCACCGAGGCCGGUGGCAAGACUUGCUACAUCUGCGGCAAGACCGGUCACAUAAGCCGCGAAUGCGAUCAGGAUGACAGGAAGUAGGAGACAACCGGAAUCCGUGCCGCUCGCUUAACGAUAACGAUAAGCCGUUCACCGUCGCGCGCGCCACUACCGGGAAUUGUAGCUAGGUAGGGAUGAUGCGGACGUAUAUCUCGUUGACGCGUACAAUUCGCAGAGGACGCGUGUCGCCGACAUCGUCGUCGUCGUCGCCAUAGGCGUCGUCGUCGUUGUCGUCGUAAUCGUUCGGAUUGCCACCAUUUACCAUGCUCCCAAUUCCCGGAGGCCAGCCCCCAACCCUCCUCGCCCUUUAUUCCCAAAUCUCCUUCCCCUCUCUGCCCACCGUUGUUCUCUUCGCAAGGAUUUUUUUUUCUUAAUGAUGUCUUUAAGUUUUUAUUGCUGUUACACCUAUACAUACAUCAACACAUACAUUGUAUUGCUACGUGUAAAUGAGCGCAGGGUUCAUUUCUUACAAACACAUUUAAUAGUUACAUUUAUUACACAUACAUGAUACACUUUCUACACAAAGCAUACAUAUACACAUCUAUAUAAUAAUAUGAACAUUCGAUUGGAUUAGAAUGUAGAGACAUGAGUCCUCUGUCCCCCUGACCUUCGAACUGUCUCGUAUGCGCAUUGUUUUCCGAUGCAAGAUGUAUGGAUUUUCAGAAAGUUCUAACAUGUGGUCUCGCGAGAUUCAAUGCGUGUCUGGCGAUAUUCGCGCGAUUCAAGUAUAAUAAUGCGCAAGAUUUUCUCUUUUACGCAUCCCCUCGAAUUUGUUCGAACUAAGCAAAUUUUACAAAACGACUAAUAAUAAUGAAGACAUAAGAAAGGAAAUAAAAAGAGCAGACUGAUACUCGGCGCUUGGGUAGACAAAGAGGAACAUCUUUUCUUUUUCUUUCUUUUUUUUUUUUUUUUACAUUGACACGGUUUACGAAUAAGUAAUCACAAGGCACGGGCUCACGUCGCAACAGUUUUCGCAUCCACGCAUCUUGUAUUCUCCGGUCCUCCCUCUCGAACUCUCAAGCUGACACUCAUAAAUCGACAAAAGAAGGAAAGAAAAAAAAUGAAUGCGAAAGCGAGAAAUGGAAGAAGCGAGAACACACAUGCCGGCCCUGAAUGCAUAAAAAUAAGAUUUAGUAACGCUAAUUUUUAAUGUGUAAGGAUGUAAUGAGGAUCUCGCCGAGCUCUUACAACGUAUGUCAUUUCUGCGUUUUUUUUUAAAUCUUUUCUUUCGCCAUUUUCUUCCAUAUAUCGAACUCGUCUAGUUCCAUACAAGUGCGGACAAAGCAAUGUAUAGUUGUAGGAUUGUCAGUGUUUACGGGUUUAUAUACAGUUAUACCGCGUCUUUUACUCACCCACCCCGACUUCGAUGAAGUAGGGCGAAAGAGAGAGAAGUGCGCUUUCUUACGUGGUUUCACCAAACGUAAAGGGAACGAAACGCGACUUGCGAUUUAAUACCAGUGUAAUACGUUCGAAACGAUCGCUACAUCACGAUAUGUAUGUAUAUAUACAUAUAAACACGGUAGUCUGUACAAGUUGGUACAUUUUGUACGUACAAUCAUAUAAUUGUUAAUAACAUAGAUUCAUAUUGUUUAUACUAUCGCCGUUCGUGAACAUUCGCUGUUCAUGGACAUGCGACAAACGAAAGAGGAAUUUGUUUCUCUUUGCAGGAGAGAGAAUGUACCAACCUUACUAUAUCCUUACAUGUUGCUGAAAAUACUUCGUUACUAGAUAUAUGUAUAUAUAUAUAUAUAUGCGCAUAUGUGUAUACAUAUAUUUAUGCAUAUGUGCAGGAGCUGUAUUUUGUACUGUAAAAAGCUAGCUUAUACUCUGGUCGUUGCUGGUGACUAAUUCCAAUACGAUUCUUCUUUGUAUUGCCACGAGAAAAUUAUAUUUUUCAUGUAUAGACAUGUUACUGAGAUCGAUAUAUAUUUCUUCUUUUCCUAUGCGUAACUUAUAAGUUGUGUAGGAGCAAAAUUUGUAGAUACGGUCAAAAGAAACGAAAAAAAAAGAGAUUGCGAUGGAUUCGAGGGAAAAAAAAGACUAUCCCUGCCGCCGCGCGCGGGGAUGACCACUUAUACUCGACGCGAGUACAAAACGAGAUUUUUCUUAAAAGAGAAAAAAAGAGACUUGUGUGCAGCCACAUUAAAAGAGAAAGAGAGAGAGAGAGAGAGCCGCGGCUCGUCCGAUCGCGGCGCGCAGUGUUCAUAAAAUAAAAAAAGUAAUAAAAAAACGAAAUUAGAAUAAGAGACGCGAUUAGAUUUCCGACUACUUUUUCCAAACAAAUACCGGACCAUGUUUACAGUAGAGCGCGACACCACGCGAUAUCAACUCAAUCAUCUGGAAGCCGGGGCAACAAGAUAUCUUUGUUCAGAUCCGAUACGCGCGGACGUAUCCGCGCGCGCUUGCGGAUUCAGUGGUUUUACCAGCAGCGACAAUUGUGUAUUAACGUUCAGAAGCCAGGCGUUCCUGACUAUCUCGAUGGAAGGAAAGAUCCCGAAUUGGAUCGGCCGCGGCGGCGGCGAAGCCGCGCUCGGGGAGGUAUUUCGCGUAGUAAAUCCAGGUGUCCUGCAACACAAUUUUAUACACUUAACACACACGUUCGGGACUUAAUUAAAUAUCCGGAUCUCAUUGCGUAGUUUCGGUGUGCUCUAAUGCUCACGAUGCGAGACUUGGAGAGGAUCAAAUAAAUUGUACUUCGCGCUAUUAUCGGACUUCGCGGCCUCUGGUGCUAUCGCCCGGUGCACGGACAUGCGUUGGACCAAGUCCUCCGUGAAUGGAUGAUGACGAAAGAUUGGAAUAUCCUUCGCGUUAUAUUUAAUUAAGGAUCUUCUUCAACAAUUUCAAUCAGACAUGUUUAAAUCAGGAUCCUAUAUUCUCUCGAUGGCAUCGAAAACGAUGACGUUACGAAGUUGUUCCAAUUUUUCGGAUGUCUUUAAUUUAAGACUUUUCUCAGAGACACUUUUUUUAUAUAUAUUGUCUGGCUGGGAACGUUUGUAAGAGAGAUUUAAGUCGAGUACACAUCACACAUGAGUAAGAGUAACAGUCUGAAUGAAACCAUGAUAAAAUCGAUUCCCUCCGCGACACAGUCUCCGGGUUUAUUUGCGGCACCAGAGGUACAGACGAGAGCAUAUAAUACGAAUAAUUAUUAUUAUAAAGAAGAAAAAAAAAUACGAGUGCGAUUAGGGCACCUGCGCUUUUGUCUCUGCUACAAGACUUACGUACGAAUAUUGUAAAGAGUACGACUGUUACAGUGUAUGAAUUUAAUUCGACCGGCGGCGCACGCCGGGUCCACGGCUCGACUUAUAUAUUAAACUAAUCUAUUAAUACUUAAAAAGAAAGGAAAGGAGAGAGAGAGAGCGACAGAGAGAAAGAAAGAAGAAGACAAGGAGGAUGAAGAGGAAGAAGAGUAAAAAAUAAAAAAAAAUAAGCUGCAAAAUAAUAAAAAGGAUUGUGGAGUAUUUGAAGUUAUGUUUUUAAACUGAAUUUUUGAAAUAGAAUGUGUACGGAGAGGCAAAGAA
Cataglyphis hispanica is the source of this 4130-nucleotide messenger RNA. RefSeq names its product CCHC-type zinc finger nucleic acid binding protein (gene CNBP). NCBI's taxonomy places the organism in Eukaryota, Metazoa, Arthropoda, Insecta, Hymenoptera, Formicidae. The transcript is spliced from 3 exons. Gene Ontology annotation, cellular component: cytoplasm. Gene Ontology annotation, molecular function: single-stranded RNA binding; mRNA binding; zinc ion binding. Gene Ontology annotation, biological process: positive regulation of cytoplasmic translation. The record is from RefSeq and is a predicted model, not a curated record. The coding region runs from base 190 to 654 and encodes 154 amino acids.